Molecule: messenger RNA, 2170 nt
Organism: Zeugodacus cucurbitae (melon fly)
Lineage: Eukaryota; Metazoa; Arthropoda; Insecta; Diptera; Tephritidae
Gene: fzy
Product: cell division cycle protein 20 homolog
Exons: 2
Coding region: 154-1746 (530 amino acids)
Biological process (GO): anaphase-promoting complex-dependent catabolic process; positive regulation of anaphase-promoting complex-dependent catabolic process; positive regulation of ubiquitin protein ligase activity
Cellular component (GO): anaphase-promoting complex
Molecular function (GO): ubiquitin ligase activator activity; anaphase-promoting complex binding; protein binding
Source: RefSeq, a predicted model, not a curated record
UCUUCAUAUUUCAAUCUUCGGCGCAAAAUUUAAUUUACCUGCAACCGCCAUUUGUAAAACUUCAUAUAAUUUUGAUCCAGAAAGAAAAAUUACAUUUAAAUAAAAGUGAAUUUGAAAAUUAGUUAAAAUAUCUAAAACUUAAUCUUUCGCAAUAUGUCUCAAUUUAAUUAUUUGAAUGAAAUAACCAGUGCACUAACGCUGGAUGGCGAAAUUACAAGGGGACCAGCACCCCGCUGGCAAAAAAAAUUGGAAGCUUCUGCAAUGGCUAACAGUCUUAACGGCAGUAUAAAUGCAUCUCGUUCUGUACUGUCAAUGUCAUAUAAUACCAGUUUUUCUGGUGUAAAUCCACCCGCACGAACACCAAGGAAAGUUAGUGGAGACAAGAAAUGCCAGAAAACACCUACACCCAGUAAAGGGACCAAGACGCCAAGUGGUGGUGAUCGUUUUAUUCCUAACCGUGGUACUAGCAACUUCGAACUUGGCCAUUAUUUGAUUAAACAAGAGCAGGACAAAUCGGAAAACGAUGAUAAUGACAAUAGCAAUAAUGCUAACAAAAAGACACCUUCAAAGGUUGAGCGCCAAAAGCUCAUAUCAGACUCAUUGCAAGUUGGUGAUACGAAAAGCACGCGGAUUUUAUGCUAUCAAAAUAAAGCACCCGCGGCACCAGAAUCUCAUCAAAAUCCGUUGAAAGUGGUUUAUUCAAUAAACACACCUUUAUCGACGAAGAGUGGUUCUCGUUUUAUACCAACCACAUCGGAUCGCAUACUAGAUGCACCUGACAUAAUAAACGACUAUUAUUUAAAUUUAAUGGAUUGGAGUGCUGACAAUAUUGUGACAGUAGCGCUAGGUAAUGCAGUUUAUUUGUGGAACGCAGCAACCGGUAAUAUAGAACAAUUAGUGGAGUACGAGGAAGGAGAUCAUGCGUGUGCCCUUUCUUGGAUACAAGACGGCCAAAUAUUAGCAAUUGGUAAUAACACUGGCGUAGUAGAAUUAUGGGACUGUACAAAACAGAAACGUCUUCGUGUGAUGGAUGGGCACUCGGCCCGUGUGGGUACUUUGGCAUGGAAUUCAUUCCUAGUAUCAUCAGGCAGUCGGGAUGGGUCCAUCAUACACCAUGACGUACGCGCGCGCGAACAUAAAGUAGCUAACCUCAAUGGGCACACACAGGAAGUGUGUGGUCUGAAAUGGUCUACUGAUUUUAAGCAUCUUGCUAGCGGUGGCAAUGACAAUUUGGUUAAUGUAUGGGCGGCGGUAAGUGGCGGCACAGGUAGUGGUACCGAACCUUUGCACGUGCUCAACGAACAUCAAGCCGCGGUAAGGGCAUUAGCGUGGUGCCCCUGGCAGCCAAACCUCUUGGCUAGUGGUGGUGGUACCGCGGAUCGUUGUAUUAAGUUCUGGAAUGUAAAUAAUGGUUCUUUAGUUAAUUCGGUCGAUACUAAAUCACAGGUAUGUGCACUUUUGUGGUCUAGUAAUUAUAAGGAGUUGAUUUCUGCACACGGAUUCGCACACAAUCAGCUCACGAUUUGGAAGUAUCCAUCAAUGAUAAAACAGGCGGAAUUAACGGGACACACUUCGCGAGUUCUGCAAAUGGCAAUGUCUCCCGAUGGAAGUACAGUUAUAAGCGCAGGCGCAGAUGAAACAUUGCGUUUAUGGAAUUGUUUUGCACCAGAUCCACAUACCGCGAAAAAAGCUAGCAAGGGGGCGAACAAAGCUAAGCAGAGCGUUUUCCGUCAAAGUAUACGUUAAGCAGAGAAGUCAAAAUCUCGGUGACAAAAAAAUAGUGGCAGUAUUUUAAAUCCAUAGUUCUGAUUUUCAAUUAAGACAUUUUAUACUUUUGACAAGGUGUUAAAAUUUAGACGAAAUAAUCCUAAGUAGUUCGAAAUAUAUUGGUAGUGAUGAGUAGUUAUAUUUUAACAAAAAAGCUUAUGCACAACACCUUGUAUUUUAAUGUGAAAAACCGCAUUUUCAUUAUGUAUUUUUUAGCGUCUUUCAUAAUCAUUUCAAUAAAAUUUUGUUUAUUUUUGUAAAUUAAAGUUGUAAGGAGGUUAUUUGUGCACUUGACUUAUAUUAUUCAUAGAUGAUAUCUUCAAAUGUUACGAUUUGUAUUUUUAGAUUAAUUCAUAUUUGUAAUGCAUGUGUUUAAAUAAACAUAAAUAAGGAACAUAUUAAA